UGACCACCUGGGCUGUGACCCUCAGACGCGGUUCCUCGUCCCUCCUAACAUCAAGCAGUGGAUCGCCUUGCUGCAGAGGGGAAACUGCACGUUUAAAGAGAAGAUCUCGCGGGCCGCGUUCCACAAUGCAGUUGCUGUGGUCAUCUACAACAAUAAGUCCAAAGAGGAGCCAGUCACCAUGACUCACCCAGGCACUGGAGAUAUCAUUGCUGUCAUGAUAACAGAAUUGAGGGGUAAGGACAUUCUGAGUUACCUGGAGAAAAACAUCUCCGUGCAGAUGACCAUCGCUGUGGGCACGCGGUCGCUGCCCAAGAACCUGAGCCCCAGCUCCCUCGUCUUCGUGUCUGUGUCCUUCAUUGCUCUGAUGAUUAUUUCCUCGGCAUGGCUCAUCUUCUACUUCAUUCAGAAGAUCAGGUACACCAAUGCACGUGACAGGAACCAGCGCCGUCUUGGAGAUGCAGCCAAGAAAGCCAUCAGCAAGCUGACGACCAGAACGGUGAAGAAGGGCGACAAGGAAACUGACCCAGACUUCGACCACUGUGCCGUCUGCAUAGAGAGUUACAAGCAGAAUGAUGUUGUCCGGAUCCUGCCCUGCAAGCACGUUUUCCACAAAUCCUGCGUGGACCCCUGGCUCAGUGAACACUGUACCUGUCCUAUGUGCAAACUCAACAUAUUGAAGGCCCUGGGAAUGGUGCCAAAUUUGCCAUGUACUGAUAAUGUAGCGUUUGACAUGGAAAGGCUCACCAGAACCCAGGCGGUUAACCGAAGAUCAGCCCUCGGUGACCUUGCCGGCGACAGCGCGCUCAGCCUGGAGCCGCUUCGCACUUCGGGGAUCUCGCCUCUUCCUCAGGACGGGGAGCUCACUCCACGCACAGGAGAAAUCAACAUCGCCGUGACAAAAGAGUGGUUCAUUAUUGCCAGCUUUGGCCUCCUCAGUGCCCUCACACUCUGCUACAUGAUCAUCAGAGCCACAGCUGGCUUGAAUGCUAACGAGGUAGAAUGGUUUUGAAGAGGAAGCCGCUUUCCGACGGAUUUUGCCUCGGAGGAAACAGAGCCUAUUUUUGUGCGUCAUUUCCCAACCAUGCCACCAAGCGUUUAUUUUUAGUACAUUUUAUUUUUUCAUGAACUUGCUAAUUGCCAAAGCUUUGUAUUAAAAGAAAUAAAUAAUGAAAUGGAA
Molecule: messenger RNA, 1177 nt
Organism: Carlito syrichta (Philippine tarsier)
Lineage: Eukaryota; Metazoa; Chordata; Mammalia; Primates; Tarsiidae
Gene: RNF130
Product: ring finger protein 130
Exons: 8
Coding region: 179-1009 (276 amino acids)
Source: RefSeq, a predicted model, not a curated record